Molecule: messenger RNA, 1620 nt
Organism: Pantherophis guttatus
Lineage: Eukaryota; Metazoa; Chordata; Lepidosauria; Squamata; Colubridae
Source: RefSeq, a predicted model, not a curated record
AUGGAUUUGUGGUACUUCGCCGUGCUGCUUCUCAUCUCUGGCCCUGCAGCCAUGACGACCAGUGUGUUGAAUUCCUUGGGAUGUGUUCCGGAGCCCAUCAGCAGAGACCAGGCGGUCAACGUCUUCUACACAACCAGUGUGGUGGCCAACGGUUGCGAGGCCCGCGGUCCGAUCGAUCCCGAGCUGGAGGUCCAUGUUCUGAAUCUGAAAUACAGCAGAUCCCAGAUGUCCACUCUCCAGCUCAACGUCUCUUCGGGGGCAGCCAGAGACGACUGCAAAGCCAUCUUCGUUCUGAACUCCAACAGCAGCUUCGUCCUGACAAUCCAUUCAGACGAAGAUUGCCACCCCGUCGUCAUUCACAGUUCUCGUAGCUACGUCAUGCCUCCUUUCAACCAUAACUCCACCGAAAUCCUCCUACCUUACUCCAGCAAGCAACUUUUGAGGUGGGCCAAGGAAACGUAUGGUGGGGUCUCUUCCUUCGCGGAGUUGGAAGAUCCUCAACGGAUUCUGUUCCAAGUAGGGAGAGCGCCCAGCGCAAACGAAGAUUGCCUCUUGGCGCAGAAUUUCAACGCCGAGUCGUAUCUAGAGGUAGAAGUCCAUUCCCACAAGGUGGAGAUGUGCCUGGAUUCCCACAAAGAAUCUGGAAACGUGGGUCACAUCCUGUGGCUGCAACAGAGUCCACCGGAAAGCGGAGAUGCCCUUGACUUUGUGGCUGAAGAGCACCAAAACAUGCUGUGGAAAAUGGGCCACGGGUUUUCAUUCUUGCAACUCUUGGCAUCUGGUAAAUAUUCAUUUGCUACCUUGUCUGGGGUCCACAACGGUAUGACCCUUCCAGACAACAAGGAGGAACUGAUCCAAAAGGCCCGCAACAAUUCCUUCGUGGCUUCCUACACCGAAAUCCCUUCGGCCAAAACCAUCAGCCUGGAAUACAAGAGGAUUUGUGGCUCAACUGUCGUCACAACUACCCCACCACCCCAGACAGCAGAAAACCUGACCGUCAAAGUCCAUCAGCUCAUCAACCUUUGCAAGCCGUGGAAGUGUUUGGAUAGUAGCAUCGAAAUUGCCAUUCUCAAGAUUACUCUGGCGGCCUUACAUACGGAGGUCGAUGCCAUCACCUUGAAAGAUCCCAGCUGCAGGGCCCGAGAGAACACAACUCACUUUGUGCUUAACAGCAUCUUGGACAAAUGUUCCACCCAACUUGAAGGGGGUGUCCAUGUGAAAAACCAGCUCAUAAUAAUGCUGCCUGUGUUUCCGGGAAAAGUGACGGUGCCCUUUGAAUGUGAUCUCCCAGAGAAAGUCUCUCUCCAGCUUUACAACUCGGAAGAUUUCGCCUCGCCGAGCAAUCCGGUGAUACAAGCUCACCAAGUCACCUACGUGGAGGUCUCGCUCCGAACCGCCAUGACACAGUUUUCUCUAGAAAUGGGCGACUGUUUCUUAAAACCCCGAGACAACCCGCCUCAGCUGCUCUUCCACCAAGGGGUCUCGAUGAGCUACUCGGUGGCGACCCUGAAAUCCCCCAGCCCGAAGACCCAACGCUUCAGCUUCACCUACAAGCCAGAAGAAGAAUUGUGGUCCAUCGAUUCGGCCACCCUCGUUUGCGUGGUCCAUCUUAACACCUCG